AUGGCCCACAGACAAGAAUUCCUGCUCAAGCUCGCCCGUGGACUCAUGACGUUCGGCGCCCCUUCUCAUCGGAUUGAAUCUCAACUUGUUGCAGCUGGCCGCAUACUAGAGGUAGAAGCUGAAUUUAUACAUCUCCCUAGCGUCAUUAUCUGCUCCUUUGGCGAUCAAGAACUCGGCUCUUCGGAAACUCAUUUCGUUAGAUGUGGUGGCAGACUUGCCUUAGGUGCACUCCAUAAGGUUCAUUUGAUAUAUCGAGCAGUGGUACACGACGAGAUCAGCGCGAAGAAGGCGGCUGAGCAGCUAGACGAUUUGCUCAAAGCACCUCCACUCUACUCAGCUCCUUUUCGAUGCUUGCUAGCGUUUUGCCUUUCCUCCCUCAUUUGUCCCCUGGCUUUCGGUGGUUCUUUCUUGGACAUGUGGAUAUCUGGAGCAGGUGCACUGAUAUUGUCCGUUCUUCAACUGUGCGCGACGAAGAGUGCGCUUUAUGCUAAUGUAUUCGAGAUUACGGUCGCAAUUUUUGUCUCGUUUACAGCCAGAGGUCUGAGUAGUAUCCGAUCCCGAAUCUUCUGUUAUACCGCCAUCUCUUCAGCAGGAAUUAUUGGUAUCUUGCCUGGUUAUCUCAUCUUGAGCAGCUCACUCGAGCUUGCCUCCAAAAACAUUGUGUGUGGUAGCGUCAAGAUGGUUUAUGCCUUGAUCUAUACGCUUUUUCUGGUAUGUCACCUCAAGUUCUGCAAGAAUUCUAGAUCUGAAGCAGAGAUUAUCCAGGGCUUUGGUUUACAGAUUGGCUCCGACUUUUACCUUCUCUUUGAUAGGCCCAUGCGCCACAAGCUGGACACCCUAGCGUCGUCUCUGCAAAACACGGUCUCUCUCUCUGGAACUUGGGUUUCGGAUAACGGCACCAACACUAGUAUACCCUUGGUUGGCACCUGGACCUUCUCUCACGCGGUGACACUCAAGGCAAAGGACAUCCACGACGGAUGUUACCGACCUUCUAGUUUCUCCUGGUACCUCCAACCUUUCCCGUCAUGGACCGCCUUCAUCAUCGUUCCAGUCUUUUCGUUAAUGUCAUCUCUGGCCAACCUGCAACCAUUCAAGAGUAAACAGCUUCUAGUAAUGGUGGUCAUUUCAUGCUGUUCCUACGCUUCCAACAAAGUUGCGAACUACUACAUCUUCAAUCGAUCUGAUGUUGUGUCUGCCAUUGGAGCGUUCACUGUGGGCGUAUUGGGGAAUGUUUAUUCGCGUAAGAUGGGAGGAACCGCUUUUACUUCGAUGGUUACCGGUGUCUUAUUUUUGGUCCCGUCUGGCUUGUCGCAAGCUGGUGGGAUCACGGCAAACGGUAAUGGUAUUGAUAUUGGUGGGGCAAUGAUAGCUGUCACCAUCGGAAUCACAGUAGGUCUAUUCAUGAGCCAGGCAUUAGUCUACAUGUUUGGAACGCGCAAGAAUGCAGCAGUCUUUUCAUUCUAA
Messenger RNA from Marasmius oreades (fairy-ring Marasmius), 1464 nucleotides. RefSeq lists its product as uncharacterized. Gene Ontology annotation, biological process: transmembrane transport. Gene Ontology annotation, molecular function: transmembrane transporter activity. The transcript is spliced from 4 exons. Bases 1 to 1464 code for a protein of 487 amino acids. The record is from RefSeq and is a predicted model, not a curated record. NCBI's taxonomy places the organism in Eukaryota, Fungi, Basidiomycota, Agaricomycetes, Agaricales, Marasmiaceae.